GCUUUUUCUUGCUCUCUCGUACAAUAGUGAAGGGAAGCACUCCCGACAGUUGCUCCUCCUUCGCUUGUCUCCGUGUCUAUCUGGGAGCGCCAUUUCGCACCAUGGGUGGCCACUCAAAGAAGAGCGGCAAGGGCGGAGGCGGCGCCCACGCGCGUGGCAGCCGCGAACAAAACCAACGAAAAGUGCUCAAGAAAGACCUCGGCGUGCCGGACUUGAAAGAUGUCAAGCAGCGCCUUUCUCAGACUGCUCGGGGACGCACCCACAGCGUCUUAAGCAUCCCGCACCUGCACCGCAACGGUGCAGGUGCACAGGACACGGGAUCCAGCACGAGCCGCAGCGGUGGAAUGCGUCUCGCCGGCCUUGUCCGUGGUGGCAUGGCGAUCGGCAAGGCAAGCCCGCAGAUACAGAAGAAAGUGCUGCAGCACACCCUCAGCAGCGAUGCAUCCUCCUCCACCUUAGCGGAUCGUCGGCGCGAGAUGCUCACUCUCGCCCUGCGCACCUCGGAGAAGGUGCACGAUUUCGAGGCCCCGGCGCAGCUCUACGCUGGAGAGGACGGCGGUGCGGAGGAGGACGACAAGUGGGCGGAGGACGUUGACCGCCGCGGCCAAGACCGCUCGCUGCAGCGCUUCUUCAAAGAAUUCCGCCGCGUGGUGGAUAACUGCGAUGUGCUGCUGCAGGUGUUGGACGCUCGUGACCCGCUUGGCUGCCGCCUCACCCAGCUAGAGAAGAGCAUCCGAUCUACCUACGGCGAGGAAAAGAAGAAGAUGGUGGUGGUGCUGAACAAGGCGGACAUGCUGCCGUCGAAGGAGAUCGUGGACGCGUGGAUGCACUACUUCGAGGAACACGAGCAUCUCAUGUGCAUCCCCUUCGCUGCCACGGCGAAGGGAUCGGCGGGGCAGGCGUACGUCUCGAACAUGUUCAAAAGACUGCGCUCGCUCGCCCGCAAUGACGAAACGGGCGACCGCAAAGCCAUCGUGGUGGGCGUGAUUGGCUACCCAAACGUCGGCAAGAGCUCCAUCAUUAACGCGCUGAAGCGCAAGCAGGUGGUGGGUGUAGGCAAUGUACCCGGCUUCACAACCGGUAACACGGAGGUGGAGCUGCGCUCUGAUAUUCGUGUGAUGGACUGCCCUGGGGUCGUCACACCUGGCGAGGACAACGGUGAUGUGGUGCUGCGGAAUGCGAUUAAAGUGGGCGACCUUGUCAACCCUUUCUUGCCUGUUCAGCGCCUGCUGCAGCGAUGCACCGCCGUGCAGCCGGCCGACGACCACGACAACGUCGACGUCGCCGCGCAUCAGGCGCUGCGUGCACAAGGACUGCAUCCGCUGGCCCUCUUCUACGGAAUUGGCCAGGUGCGCGAGAACGACGUGAUGGACUUCAUUCAGCAGGUCGGCACGCGACGCGGGCGGUUGACACGCGGCGGCCAGGUCGACGAGGAGGCGACGGCGCGGAUGAUCUUGACGGAUUGGAAUGACGGCCGCAUCCCGUACUACACCUAUCCGCCCGCGGUGGAUGAGCUCUUCCUGCGCAGCGAUGACGCGUACCGAGCUCGGCCAGCCGGCAGCGCUGAGGAGGACGACGCGCCGGCGCAACUCGUGUCGGCCGUAGCGCACGGUGUCACCUUCGAUGGGCUGCCCACCUUCCACCUUCACAUGGGUCGUAUUGAGGAGCGACAAACAAAGAAACGGUGGAAGCACGGUGGGCUUGGCGAAGAGGACAGUGCGAGAGGCAACGCGUACAACGACUACGACGAGGACGGGGAUGAGAUGCUUUAG
Molecule: messenger RNA, 1772 nt
Organism: Leptomonas pyrrhocoris
Lineage: Eukaryota; Euglenozoa; Kinetoplastea; Trypanosomatida; Trypanosomatidae
Product: putative GTPase protein
Exons: 1
Coding region: 102-1772 (556 amino acids)
Cellular component (GO): nucleolus
Molecular function (GO): GTP binding
Source: RefSeq, a predicted model, not a curated record